AUGAAGCAAUAUAAUGUUAUUGUCGGUGAGCCCGAGGGUCCCAAUGAAACAGCCCCUCGUAGAAAUGCGGUCAGUGCAACAGCAAUAAUAGAACGUCCUAUUGGAUUAAAGUGUAACACGGCUUAUGAGUUUUUGCUAGAGUGUUUUGAAAGAGGUGGUGAUCGAAACGCUGUGGCCUGGAGGGACACCAUUGAAAUUUAUGAGGACACUAAGACGAUUAAAAAAAUAGUUGAUGGAAAGGAGGUUGAAUCUCAGAAAACGUGGUUGUAUUAUGAGUUGACUCCAUUUAAGUAUAAAACUUACAAUGAACUUAAUCAGUUGAUGCACGACUAUGGUCGCGGCUUGGUGAAAAUAGGUUUACAGCCAAAAGAAAACAGAAUACACAUAUAUGCUGCUACUUCCGUUAAGUGGUUGGAGACCUAUUUGGCGAGUCAGACCCAAGCUUUGACUGUUGUUACGGCAUAUGAAUCCUUAGGAGAGGCUGGUUUAACCCACUCUCUAGUUCAGGCUGAAUCUAGGGGUAUAUUUGUUGACAACAGUUUAUUGCCCAACUUGAUAGGUCCUAUACAAAAAGCCAGUAAUUUGAAGUAUAUUAUCCAUGGUGAAAAGAUAGACCCUAAUGACAAGAGACAGAAUGGAAAAAUAUACUCUAAGGCUAGGGAUGCGGUACAGAAACUCCAAGAGCUAAGACCUGAUGUUGAAAUCUACAGCAUGGAAGAAGUCAUAGCUUUGGGUUCUGAAAACAGAGGCACUAUAGAUGUGCACCCACCAACUGCUGAAGAUAUCAACUGUAUCAUGUAUACUUCUGGUUCAACUGGUACUCCGAAAGGUGUUGUAAUUACCCACAGGAACUUUGUCGCGGGAAUUGGUGGUGUAAACGUUGUUUUUUCUAGAAAACUAGUUACAGAAAAGGACCGAUACCUUGCUAUUCUACCACUUGCGCACAUUCUUGAGUUAGUGGUUGAGAUGACUGCGAUAUACUGUGGCGCUCUAGUGGGUUAUGGUACGGUGAAGACAGUAUCUGAUGCGUCUGUACGUAACUGUAAAGGUGAUAUGAAAGAAUUUAAGCCUCAUGUAAUGGUUGGUACAGCGGCUGUCUGGGAGGGAGUUAGGAAGGGAAUUCAAACUCAGAUUGAUAAGCUGCCUAAGUUCAAGCAGAAGGUAUUCUGGUUUGCAUAUCGUUGUAAACUGGGCAUGAAGAAGUAUCACAUCCCUGGCGGCACGUUAUUGGGUAACCUGGUAUUUAAGAAGGCCAGGGAAGCAACCGGUGGUAAUUUACGUAUAAUUUUCAAUGGUGGUUCUCUUCUAUCCAAGGAUACUCAAAUUUUCAUUAGUAACUUAUUGGCACCUGUGCUAAUUGGUUACGGAUUGACUGAAACAGUUGCUAAUGGAGCUCUAGUUGAUCCAAGACACUUUGAAUAUGAUGUUACCGGUGAAUUAGCUGGCUCUAUUACUGCUAAGUUAGUUGACGUUGAGGAAUUGGGAUACUUUGCCAAGAAUAACCAGGGUGAGAUUUGGAUUAAGGGUGCAUCUGUUUUCAAACAAUAUUUCUGCAAUGAGGAAGAAACUGCAGCUGCAUUUGAAGAUGGAUGGCUAAAGACUGGUGAUAUCGGAGAGUGGAAAUCGAAUGGUAUCUUGAAAAUUAUUGACCGUAAGAAGAACUUAGUCAAGACAAGGAACGGUGAAUAUAUUGCUUUAGAAAAGCUUGAGAGUGUUUACAGAUCUUCCAAAUAUGUUGCGAACAUAUGCAUCUACGCUGAUCAGUACCAAGUCAAACCAAUUGCUAUUGUGGUUCCAAGGGAGGUUGCUGUUGUUGAUGCCGCUAAAAAGUUAGGAUUAAUUGAUAAUGACGGUAAUGUCGAUGCGGUUCUAAAUCACGAAAAGCUAAAGAGUGAAGUUCUAAAGGAUAUGAUUGCGACUGCGAAGGCUGCUGGGUUAGCCGGAAUUGAAUUGAUCUUGGGAUUUGUUUUCGCGCCAGAAGAAUGGACUCCAGAGAACGGAUUCCUCACACCUAGCCAAAAGUUGCAAAGAAGAAAGAUCUUGGACGCUGUGAGGGAAGAAGUUGAUAAGCUGUAUGCUUCAAACUCUUGA
Molecule: messenger RNA, 2091 nt
Organism: Eremothecium sinecaudum
Lineage: Eukaryota; Fungi; Ascomycota; Saccharomycetes; Saccharomycetales; Saccharomycetaceae
Product: HBL017Cp
Exons: 1
Coding region: 1-2091 (696 amino acids)
Biological process (GO): long-chain fatty acid metabolic process; long-chain fatty-acyl-CoA metabolic process
Cellular component (GO): endoplasmic reticulum; lipid droplet; plasma membrane
Molecular function (GO): long-chain fatty acid-CoA ligase activity
Source: RefSeq, a predicted model, not a curated record